UGAUUCACACGAGCGAAAGCGAAAUGUAGUAGCCACUAAAUUUUCUACCGACCUAGUGUCUUCAUAUAAACUUUGCCUCCUCUGAUUCUCCAGAACACAGUUGCAUCCCAAUAGAAAGGAAAUGGCUAGUGUUGAGGAGGAGAGAACAACAACAGGAUGGGCUGCAAGAGAUUCAUCUGGAAUUCUCUCACCCUACACCUACACUCUUAGAGACACAGGCCCAGAAGAUGUUUACAUCAAAGUCCUGUGCUGUGGAAUUUGCCACACUGAUAUUCACCAGGCUAGAAAUCAACUUGGCAUGUCACACUAUCCAAUGGUUCCUGGGCAUGAAAUAGUCGGUGAGGUGGUGGAAGUGGGAUCAGAUGUGACCAAGCUCAAAGUUGGUGACGUAGUCGGAGUUGGGCUCGUCGUAGGUUGCUGCAGCAAUUGCAAUCCAUGUAAAACAGACAACGAGCAAUACUGCAACAAAAAAAUCUGGACAUAUAGCGAUGUUUACUCCGAUGGCAAGCCCACCCAAGGCGGUUUUGCUGGUGCCAUAGUCGUCAAUCAAAAGUUUGCAGUGAAGAUACCGGAUGGCAUGGCUCCGCAGCAGGCGGCGCCACUACUUUGCGCCGCUGUGACUGUGUAUAGCCCUCUUCGGAAGUUUGGUCUGAAUGCUAGUGGACUAAGAGGAGGAAUACUGGGACUUGGAGGUGUGGGACACAUGGGGGUGAAGAUAGCGAAGGCCAUGGGACACCAUGUCACUGUGAUAAGCUCUUCUGAUAAGAAGCGACAGGAAGCUUUGGUGGAUAUUGGGGCUGACGAGUACUUGGUUAGCUCUGAUGCCGCAAAAAUGCAAGAAGCUGCUGACUCUCUAGAUUACAUUAUUGAUACAGUGCCUGUGUUCCAUCCUCUUGGGCCAUACCUUCCUUUGCUGAAACUCGAUGGGAAAUUGAUCUUGCUGGGUGCUAUUGAGACCCCUCUACAAUUCCUCUCCCCCAUGAUCUUGCUUGGGAGAAAAACAAUCACGGGGAGCUUCAUAGGGAGCAUGAAGGAGAUGGAGGAAAUGCUUACAUUCUGCAAAGAGAAAGGAGUAACAUCAAUUAUUGAAGUGGUUAAAAUGGAUUACAUCAACAAAGCCAUCGAGAGGUUGGAGAAGAACGACGUUAGGUAUAGGUUCGUUGUGGAUGUUGCUGGCAGCAAUCUUGAUCAAUGAGAAACAAAAAUCAAGAUCGAAUGCCCUAUUUCUUCAUCACGCAGUUACCUUUUAUUUAUUUAUCUAUAAACUAAAAAAUUAAUAUAUAAACAUAAAUGGUCUUCCAUACUAUUUGAUGCUUGGUCAUCAGUUGGUUUGUUUUGAAUCUGUGAAUCUUUAUCUAGCACUACUAGUGAUUCUGAUGAUGAGGUCAUUGUGUUUGUGAGGAUGGUAUGAAAUUAACCUAGGCCUUUGAAAUUGUUAUGUAUUCAUGUGACAAAAA
Molecule: messenger RNA, 1457 nt
Organism: Rosa chinensis
Lineage: Eukaryota; Viridiplantae; Streptophyta; Magnoliopsida; Rosales; Rosaceae
Product: cinnamyl alcohol dehydrogenase 1
Exons: 5
Coding region: 122-1195 (357 amino acids)
Biological process (GO): lignin biosynthetic process
Molecular function (GO): cinnamyl-alcohol dehydrogenase activity; zinc ion binding
Source: RefSeq, a predicted model, not a curated record